Messenger RNA from Humulus lupulus (European hop), 2590 nucleotides. Its product is annotated as pumilio homolog 23. Gene Ontology annotation, molecular function: RNA binding. The record is from RefSeq and is a predicted model, not a curated record. The transcript has 11 exons. Lineage: Eukaryota; Viridiplantae; Streptophyta; Magnoliopsida; Rosales; Cannabaceae. Gene Ontology annotation, biological process: endonucleolytic cleavage to generate mature 5'-end of SSU-rRNA from (SSU-rRNA, 5.8S rRNA, LSU-rRNA); endonucleolytic cleavage in 5'-ETS of tricistronic rRNA transcript (SSU-rRNA, 5.8S rRNA, LSU-rRNA); ribosomal small subunit export from nucleus. Gene Ontology annotation, cellular component: nucleolus; preribosome, small subunit precursor; 90S preribosome. Bases 136 to 2199 code for a protein of 687 amino acids.
CAUCACUCACUGCCAUUGCCUCUUAGUUUUGUGUUGUGCAAAUUGGCGUUAUUAGGUAUUUUGUUUUGCUGACAUUGCAUAGCAGGAGCUCCCGAACUUAUUGCAGGCACCUGUGAUUAAAUUCAUUGAAGCUCAAUGAGAGAAGAUAGGUCUAAUAAACGGGGCAAAAGGAAGAAGGAUUCCUUUGAUGCCGAUUUUGCGAAAAAGGAAUCUGGAAGGGUAACUGAUGGGUCUGAUAAACACGAAAAUUCAGGAAAGCAUUGGAUGAGUUUUACACCACAUAGCUCGGUUGUCAGGAAGCAGGUUGACCCUGAAACCAUGAAAUACUUCUCUGAAAUCGCCAAUCUUUUUGAGAGUAAUGAGGUUGAUUUGGAGGAGCGAGCAGUUAUAUGCGGUAGUGCUCUGGAAGAAACUAGAGGAAAAGAAUUUGAACUCGCAACUGAUUAUAUUCUAAGCCACACUCUGCAGACUCUCCUUGAGGGAUCUGAUGUUGAACAUCUAUGUGCUUUCCUUGAGAACUGUGUUUCAGAAUUUCCGAAUAUUGCUAUGGAUCGAUCGGGUUCUCAUGUGGCUGAGACUGCUUUUAGGUCUUUAGGCAUGCAUCUUCAAGACAGUGAUGUUUACUCUGUUAUUGAAGACACUUUAACCAUGAUAUGCAAGGUAAUUAUAGAAAAUCCUGUUGAGGUGAUGUGUAACUGCUAUGGAUCACAUGUUCUUAGAAGUCUUCUUUCUCUUUGUAAAGGAGUUGCAUUGGAUUCUCCAAGGUUGCAAGGCACAAAAUCAUCUAAAGUUCUAGCAGGGCGAUUGAAUUUCAAGGCAUCUAGAUCAGAUGAAGAUGCUUUAUCACAAGCUCAUAGGGGAUUCCCAGAUUUACUUAAGUUCCUUGUCUCUGGGAUGUUAAAGUGUUCCAGGAAAGACAUAAAGACCUUGCAACUUGACCAGUACAGCAGUUUGGUUUUUCAGACUGCUUUUAAACUGUUGAUGGGAGAUGAAGAAGAGCUAUUGAAGAUAAUUCCUAUUAUUCUUGGGUGCCGAAAGGAAAGUAUUGUGGAGGGAAAUCUAAUAGAUUUAACUAAAGUGCCAUAUGUUAUUGAUUUGUUGAAAGAACCUGCAUUUAGUCGUCUAAUGGAGGUAAUUUUGGAAGUGGCACCGGAUGUCUUGUACAAUGAGCUGUUUUCAAAAGUGUUCAGGAAUUCAUUGUUUGAGCUUUCAUCUCAUCAUUGUGGAAACUUUAUCGUUCAAGCACUAAUAUCUCAUGCAAAACAUCAAGAUCAAAUGGAGUUGAUAUGGGACGAACUUGGUCCAAAAUUUAAGGACAUUCUUCAAAUGGGAAGGCCUGGAGUUAUUGCUUCAAUCAUUGCUGCAAGUCAAAGGCUUCAUGAUCGUGAACAAGAGUGUUGUGAGGCCCUUGUUGCUGCAGUAUGUUCAGCAAAUGAAUCACCAGGAUGCAUUGUUCCUCGAAUACUUUAUCUUGACAGAUAUUUCUUCUCUGAAGACAAGGCAAAUUGGAAUUGGCCAAGAGGUGCUAAAAUGCAUGUAAUCGGUUCUUUGAUUUUGCAGGAAGUUUUUCGAUAUCCAAAUGCAUUUAUACAGCCUUUUAUUUCUAGUAUUUUAUCACUGGAAGAUGACAAUGUCCUAGAAGCAGCUAAAGACUCGGGAGGUGCUCGUGUAAUUGAAGCUUUUCUUAGUUCAAAUGUUUCUGCAAAACUGAAACGCCGUUUGAUAGCAAAGCUUCGGGGACAUUAUGGAGAGCUUUCAAUGAAUUUGUCGGGCUCAUUCACUGUUGAAAAAUGUUUUACCACCGGUAAUAUGUCACUGCAGGAGGCCAUAGUAUCUGAGUUGUCAGCUAUACGAAGUGAGCUUUCUAAGACAAAACAGGGCCCUCAUCUCUUGAGGAAACUCGAUGUUGAGGGAUUUACUGCUCGACCUGAUCAAUGGAGGUCCAGACAAACAUCAAAACAAGCAACAUAUGAUGAAUUUCAUAGUACAUUUGGGUCUGGUGAUAUAAACUCAUCCAAAUCUGGCAACUUUCUUACCCAUACGUACAAGAACGCGACACAACCAGAAGGGAUAAAGAAAAUGAGGGCAGAAAUUGACAAUACCCUAACAUCUCCUGCUCCAUUUUUGAGCAAUUCAGGCUCUAAAGGCAAGUCCAAUAAACCAGAAAAGCGCAGGAAUAAGUACGCCAGAACCUCCUAAGACGAUUUUAGCACAAACGGUGAAAUUAAGAAGUCUCCAAAUAAAAGAGAGUCCAGAUAGGUCAGAAAAAGCAGCCAGACAAAACAGAGGAAACUGCCAUGAGAGGAUACCCAAGGCUUCUACGAAGUCAAGAACCUGAUUUGGAUUAAUUAUGUCAGCUUCCAAUUUUGCAACUUCUAUGGGAGCUGUCGUCUACUUGUAAGUUAUAGAAAACAACUAAAGUAAGUCUUUGAUCUUAGUCGUACUCUGAUAGAGUGUUAUAGCCUACUAGUGUUGCUUGGUUUAGAUUUUGUUUUUUAUAUUCUUUGAUAUGUUGUUUGAAAGCUUUCUAGCUUAUGUAACUCUACUUCAAUUUUUUCUAAUUUAAAGAAAGAAAAGAAUUUUUAUUUAA